Molecule: messenger RNA, 3883 nt
Organism: Ictalurus punctatus (channel catfish)
Lineage: Eukaryota; Metazoa; Chordata; Actinopteri; Siluriformes; Ictaluridae
Product: sialoadhesin-like
Exons: 10
Coding region: 165-2090 (641 amino acids)
Source: RefSeq, a predicted model, not a curated record
AGGACGUAAGAAAAAACUCUCUUUAUGAUUAUGUUCACAUUAGUAAAUUUGUAUAUUACCGUAAAUACGAAUUUUAACAGAACAUAUAUAUUAAUAUACAACGAGCACACCUAUGCAUAUUGAUAUCGAUUGUGUUUAUAGUGAUCUCCCAGUUAAACAGUUAAAUGAUUGUGUUUUUCAGGGCUCUAAGUGGAACUAUGGACGUUGGAUCCAGAAAGCUGCUGCUGCUGAUCCUGUUGUUGAAUAUUACAGUUUCAGUAUCAGGUAUCCAGCACGUGAAGGUGUCGUGCCAUCCUGAGAAGAUCUGUGCUCUGAGGGAGUCAUCUGUGAACCUGACGUGCUCUUACUCAAAUAUCAUCAUCAUCACUGGCUUCUGGUUCAGCCUAAAGGACAAAGCUAAAUGGAGGAAGAAGGAACAUCCAGAGGAUUUAGCUUUAGACUCAGACUACGCAGGACGUGUGAGCUACACAGAGAUGACAAACUUAGGCUCGACUCUUACAAUAACAGACCUGAGAGAGAGAGACUCAGGGGAAUAUCGCCUCGUGUUCAUUACGGAUAAAGGAGAGAAAUAUCUGAGCUCAGCUGGAGUUACUCUAACAGUUACAGACCUGCAGGUGACCCACAACUCCACACAACAAACUCUCACCUGCCGCACUUCCUGUACUCUGACCUUUACUGUUCACUUGUAUAACUGGCACAAGAAUGGAAAAAUCUUGGAGAAAUACAGAGACAACAUGAAAACAUUCCCUUUAAGUAAAGCUGAAGAAGGCAGUUACUCCUGCUCUGUUGAAGGCUAUGGUACUAUUCUCUCUCUUCCAGUGUGUGUUGGCCGGAGCUGUUAUAGUGUGACCUACAGAGACAAAAGUGUCUGUGCUUUGGAAGGGUCUUCAGUGGAGUUUGCUGGAAAUUACUCACAUCCCAGUGAUCUGAGUGUUAGAGAAGUAUUCUGGCAUUAUUUUCAGCCUGGUAAAGUCUUCCAGGACCUGAAGCAGGAAACACAGUUUACUAAUCGAGUUGAAUAUGUGAACCAAGACAAAAGCAGCACUUUCAAAAUGAAAAACCUGACAAAGAAAGACUCUGGAGAAUAUUGCCUUAGAUUCCUUAUCGAUGGUGAAGGAUUCUCUGGUAGACCUGGAGUGAUUCUGAGUGUUACAGAUCUGCAGGUAAGAGCGAGUCGCUCUGCAGUGGCAUCAGAAGGACAGACUACAGUAACGCUGGGCUGCAUCACCUCCUGCACUCUGUCUAACAACCCCACUUACAUGUGGUACAGGAACGGACAGCCUGUUACUGACAAACUCACCAAACACAACAAGCUCUACCUGAACUCCAGUGAAGAUGCAGGAAACUACUCCUGUGCUGUGAGAGGACGUGAGGAUCUCCGCUCUCCUGAACUAACUGUGACAUGUGUUGGCAGGAGCUGUUGGAGUGUGACCUACAGAGACAAAAGAGUCUGUGCUGUGGAAGGGUCUUCAGUGGAGUUUGCUGGAAAUUACUCACAUCACAGUGAUCUGAGUGUUAGAAAAGUAUUCUGGCAUUAUAUUCAGAGUGGUAAAGACUCCAAGAACCUGAAGCAGGAAACACAGUUUACUAAUCGAGUUGAAUAUGUGAAACAAGACAAAAGCAGCACUUUGAAAAUGAAAAACCUGACAAAGAAAGACUCUGGAGAAUAUCAACUUAAAUUCUUUACUAAUUAUGGAAACAGAUUCUCUGCUGAACCUGGAGUGAUUCUGAUUGUUACAGAUCUGCAGGUAAGAGCGAGUUGCUCUGCAGUGGCAUCAGAAGGACAGACUACAGUAACGCUGAGCUGCAUCACCUCCUGCACUCUGUCUAACAACCCCACUUACAUGUGGUACAAGAACGGACAGCCUGUUACUGACAAACUCACCAAACACAUCAAGCUCUACCUGAACUCCAGUGAAGAUGCAGGAAACUACUCCUGUGCUGUGAGAGGACGUGAGGAUCUCCGCUCUCCUGAACUAACUGUGACAUGUGAGCCACAAAACUCAGGUAGGUCGGGUUCAGUCUCAGCACUGCCUGAGAGCAGCUGUCAGUCCUCAACUGCUCAGCUUUAUGCUUGGAUUGGAUUUUGAACACCACAUGCCUUUUUGUGCUGCUCUACUCACAUUAGCACAAUAUGUUAAUAACAGCGGUGCAGAAAUGUGAUCAAACUGGCCUGCAUUCAAUCCAAAUAGCAAAACAGCGUCAUUAACUGGCAAAUUAUGCUUAGCACUGGCACACAAAAUAGAGCCUCAUCAUGCUCAUGAUUUAUUUCUGAAGGGUCAGUGAAUUACACAGUGUUAAAGGUCAUCAUGGUGGGCCUGGCUGUCUUCCUGGCAGUAACACUCCUCUCAGGAGCUUUGUGGAUGUGGAAGAGGAAGUCGAGCUCAGCUAAUGGCCACAGCAGCACUGGUGAGAGUGGACAGCGUCACUCUCCUGCUGUUUAUGAAAAUGUUUCAGCCUCAGACCGCAGUGGAAGAGUCGCCUCAGAUGAUCAGGAUGACGUUCACUAUGCCAGUGUUGUCUUUAAAAACUCCCACACACAGGAAGUGUCUCCGUCACCCAGACGUCGUCCAGACACCACAGAGUAUGAGGAUGUUCAGUACGCUGCUGUGAACGUUAGCAGGAGCACUGCUGCCAUCCAGCUUGUAGCAGACGAAGCAGCUGAUGAUCCGUCUCAGCUCUACAGCAAGAUCCAGAAACUCCCCACUUCAGCAGUGUAGCCCAUCAUUAGUCCUGUGGCCUGGGAUCUAAAAGCUAAAGAGUUAGCACUUCAGGUUCCUGGAAAAAAGCUGAGAGAGAUGUGAUAGUUCUGUCCUGUAUCUCUGUUUUAACCCUCAACACUGCUUCCAAAUCUAACAGGAGAAGAGGGACGGCUUCAACGUUUUAUUAGAGUAGAGCUAGCAGUAUUAUUGCUUCAUCGUGUAUUGUAGAGCUCUUAUAAUAUUGUAUACUCUUUGACCUUAAACAUAUAUGUGUGUGUACAGUGGAUAUAAAAAGUCUAGGGUUAAAAUGGCAGGUUUUGUCUGUGUUCACACUGAACUAAUCACAUCUCAUGUUCAAUAGUAAUUAUCAUAAAGCUGCCAUCAAUGAAAUUAUUCUGAUUAACCCCAAUUAAAAACCAGCUGUUUCAUUUUUUUUACCUAUGAACAUGUUUAGUUUUUUCAUCAUUCAGUUUUUUGUUGGUCAUUUACAUGACUAAUGCUGCGUAGUUUGCUGAUGAUUUAUUCAGAAAUAAAAUGUUCUGUAAAUAACCAGUUUUUAUCCUUAGCUACAAUUUGACUUGCUGAAUAAUAAACUAUGCUAGCUAGUGGAAUUGAUGCUAGUGUAAACUGGUAUUAGCAAAGAAAACCCGCUAACUUAGUUACACAUAUCUAGCUUCAUGUUGGCAAACCAGUGAAACUUACCUCAUCAUGCUUUUUCAAAUUACAUGGAGUUCCUGCUUUCUAGAGAGGCAAAAGAGACGCUUUUAAAUGGUACAGAAUGUCUAUGUAAGGAAGAUUUUAUUAUCAAAAAGAAUAAAAAAAAUAUCUUUUUAAAAGUUGACUCCAGACUGGAAGCUUCACAGAGUGAUCAGUUCAACAUGUUUGUCUAAAACAGUGGCCCUCAAAGUGGGGUCCGGGGAUUCUCAGGGGUCUGUGAAGUAUAAUCAAGGGUCAGAUUUUAUUUAUUUAUUUAUUUACCUUUUAAAAUCACAAGCAAACAAAAGAAAAAUGAGGCCGUUAUAUUUAUUCUUAAGUUCCUGUUGCUUUUAUCCUCAUUAACUGGUCACUUGAAUUGAAUGUAUUUAAUCCAACCCUCAAUCCAACCCCAACUGAUAGAUCUGUAAAUAAUGUCAGAUCGAAUCUAAUGACAACUUUAAUAAAAAUCUGUUCUGUUCCUUAAC